This is a messenger RNA of Galeopterus variegatus (Sunda flying lemur), 980 nucleotides long. RefSeq names its product mitochondrial ribosomal protein L32 (gene MRPL32). Gene Ontology annotation, biological process: translation. Gene Ontology annotation, cellular component: mitochondrial large ribosomal subunit. The coding region runs from base 20 to 586 and encodes 188 amino acids. The transcript has 3 exons. Gene Ontology annotation, molecular function: structural constituent of ribosome. NCBI's taxonomy places the organism in Eukaryota, Metazoa, Chordata, Mammalia, Dermoptera, Cynocephalidae. The record is from RefSeq and is a predicted model, not a curated record.
GCUCGGACCGGCGGGGAAGAUGGCGUCUGCCGUGCUGGUGCUGGUGGUUGCGGCACGCCCGGCAGCCCAGGAACUGCUUCGAAACUGGUGGCAGCUAUUGCGACGGCAGCUUCAGCGGAACCGGCCAGGCAUUCCCGGUCCUCCGUGGGGACCAGCAUUAGCAGUCCAGGGUCCAGCCAUAUUCACAGAGCAAGCAAAUGAUACCAGUGGAAGCAAGGCAAAUUCCAGCCUUUUGGAUAGUAUCUUUUGGAUGGCAGCUCCCAAAAAGAGACGCAGCAUUGAAGUUAACCGGUGUAGAAGAAGAAACCCUCAAAAGCUUAUUAAAGUUAAGAACAAUAUAGAUAUUUGUCCUGAAUGUGGCCACCUGAAACAGAAACACGUACUUUGCGGCUAUUGCUAUGAGAAGGUGCGCAAGGAGACUGCAGAAAUCAGACGACAGAUAGGGAAACAAGAAGGGGGACCUUUUAAGGCUCCCACCGUAGAGACUAUGGUGCUGUACACGGGAGAGACACUAUCUGAACAGGAUCAGGGAAAGAGGAUCAUUGAACGAGACAGGAAGCGACCAUCCUGGUUUACCCAGAAUUGACACCAAAGAUGUUUAAAGAAGAUAACUUCACAGUAAAACAUUUCGCCUGAAAGAGGAAAAUUCUUUGUUUCCAUGUUGUUGCUGUGCUUCUUUUUAAAUCAUAAAUGUAGUUUAAGCUAUUCCUUCCUUAUAAGUAGUUAGGUUUGUGUGGGAUAAUUUGAAGAAUAUAUCAUGAGUAAAUUCUGAAAAUGUUUGUUUAUGCAAAGGCUCAGUGGAUUAAUAUAUCUGUUUCUACCACACUAUAAGGUUUUAAAUAAACAUAAAAUUUGCAGAAUAAUAAUAAAUCAAAAGAUUUAAAAUUCAAACCAAGAAUUGUAUGUUUUGGUUCUGGUUUUGUUUGCCAGUGGUUUUUCUUAAAUAAAAAUAUUUAACCCAAAUAUUUUCAUUUAAGUAA